Boleophthalmus pectinirostris (great blue-spotted mudskipper) is the source of this 2081-nucleotide messenger RNA. RefSeq names its product meiotic recombination protein REC8 homolog. Gene Ontology annotation, biological process: replication-born double-strand break repair via sister chromatid exchange; synaptonemal complex assembly; mitotic sister chromatid cohesion. The record is from RefSeq and is a predicted model, not a curated record. Gene Ontology annotation, molecular function: chromatin binding; protein binding. The coding region runs from base 1 to 1833 and encodes 610 amino acids. Gene Ontology annotation, cellular component: cohesin complex; synaptonemal complex. NCBI's taxonomy places the organism in Eukaryota, Metazoa, Chordata, Actinopteri, Gobiiformes, Gobiidae. The transcript has 16 exons.
AUGUUUUACUAUCCGGCUGUACUGAGGCGUCACACUGGAUGCUUUUCAACAGUUUGGCUGGUGGCCACAAAGGGCAUCAGAGUCACUCGCCGCGAUUUCCUCAAAGUAAAUGUAACCAAGACGUGUGAUGACAUCAUGGAUUACCUGCUGGAGCGUGUGGAGCCGCCGAGAGCCGACCUGCCCCGGCCUCGCUUCUCACUGUACCUGUCCUCCCAGCUCCAGUACGGGGUCAUCCUGGUCUACCACCGACAAUGUGCCAUUCUACUGGAGGAGACCCAGUAUGCGGUGGACUGGUUACUGAAGCAGAAAACAGCUCAGAGGAAUGAUAUGGACGACCACAGCAGACCAGCGCCGCUCCUCAAGGAUGUGCUGUCCUUGAUGGAGGAGACAGAGGGUGCCCCUGACCCCCUGUUUGGGCAGAUGUACAUGCAAGAGGAGCUGCCCAGCCCCACAGCUCUACUAUGGGUCCUCAUUCUUUCAAUACUGGCUCACAGCAUCUCCAGACAGCAUCACCCUGCGGGAGCCAGAGCUCUCUCCAUGCCCUUCACAGAGUUUGAAGGGAUGGAGCUUGCGGAGCUUCCCAGUACUGUUGACGUACUGCUGGCAGAAACUGAUCAAUUUCCAGAGGGGGAGUUACUGAGAGCAGAGCCAGGAGCAGAGCUGGAGCGAGAGCAGGAGAGAGGAGCGGUCGAACAAGACGGGACCAAAGAGCUGACUGACUCCACCGCAGAAUUACUGCCGACUGCCACCACCCUGUUAAGCGAAGACCAGGCUCUGUUGCCCCAGGACAAGCCACACCUGCCCCCACAGCCUCCAGCGCCCCCUGUAGACCAGCUCACACCAGUGUCCGCCCCAGUCAUGCCCUCCCCUCCAUCUGCUGCAGACCGGAGAGACCGGAGAGAACGGCAGAGAGCGGAGAUGGAGCGAGUCUCCAGUCCAGAGGAGGUGCUGCGGCGCAGGAGGAGGAGGAGGCAGCUCAUCUUCAUGGACGUGGACACUCAACUCUCUCAGGAGGAGCAGCAGCAGCAGAUCAGUGACCCCCACGCACAAACUGCCCCCGCCUCCCUCCUGACCCGCCCCUCUUUGUUCAAGUCCUUUGCUCUGGACCUGCUCAACGCCGCCUCCACCUCGCUCGUGUCCGAGGAGCUGCAGUUACUAUGGAGACGGGCUGCAGUCAUCACGCCCGUCCCGGGAUCGGACCUCCAGACCGGAGAGAGGGGAACUGAGUCCACCGAUUCUGAGAAGGACAGAGAGGGGGCAGAGAGAGAGGGAGAGGGGGGAGAGAUGAUGGAGGCGGAGAGGCAAGAGGAGAGCUCCAAAGAGAUCCCCAGAGACGAGGCCGAGGCAGAGCAGCUCGAUGUGUCAGCUGUGAUUUCUCUGCACUUGGAGGGUUCAGAUCAUAUGGAGGGCUCCAGGGAGAUCUCGCCCAUGUUCACCCCGGACAAAGAGGGAUCGGCCGUGUCCAGGUCCGUGUCAGUGCUGCAGGACAUCCCAGAGGAGGCCGCUGAGGCUGUGGGUGGGCCCCUGCAGCCCUCCCCCUCUCAGUUAGAGGUCACUCCUCAGCCCUGUAUUAAACCACAGCGCUGCCCUAAGCCUGUGUGCACGGCUCAGGAGCGGCUCUGUGACUUUCUCUGCAGGUUGUUGCAGGAGUUACUGGAGCGUGAAGAGGGUCCCACUUCUUUCCAGUCCCUCCUGCCUCUCGGGGCCGACCGCAGAACUGUCAGCCACUUUUUUGCAAAGCUUUUGGAGGAUUUAUCUUUCGGGAAACUGCAGGCGGAGCAGACAGCGCCGUAUGGUGACAUCUUGCUAUCAGCCUGUUCAGGGUCGCUCUAGUCGUCUGUAUUUUGUUCUAAAGCUGUUUUCUACUAUUUUUUAUGCAUUUUAACGGAAUUUGUUAUUUUAAUUUAACACAUACAUUACCUAACACUGUUUCAAAUUCAUAUAGAUUUUGGCAUUGUUAACCUGUUCUAACUUUUCACGCAUGAGAAAUUUGACAAAAACUGAAGCUGUUUUGUACUACUUUUAAUGUAUUUAAUGUAAUGCUUUCUUGAUCUGGGUGGGGAAACUUGUUCACUGCAUUU